AUGUCCCUCUCACGCGCUUUCACAACUAGAAGGGCCAAAAUGGCUGGCCAGUCCGAGAUGGGAGAGCAACAAGUUCAAGUGCCGCACCGUAGUAACUCGGCCCGCGAUAAACAGCAUCCUAUUCUACGACACCAGAUUUCUGCUCCACUUCAGCUUGUCCACACAACCAACAUGCUUUCCUACAACGCUCCCGAUAUCCCGCAUGCUGCUCUCCGCAGCAAGUCCUCUCUUCGUUCCGUUGGCGAAGAAUCCGAGGCUCCUUCAACUACGGAGUCAACUCCCCCUACGAGCCCGGAUGUAUCUCCUGUCGAAGAGUGCCCAGGUCUUAAACCGAACCAUCUGUCAACCUAUUUCAGUGUCUCGGACAAGCCAGCUAUCCUGCCAAAGAUCUCCGAGGCGCCUGCAAUUCCUAAGCGUUCGCCUUCGCACACUAAGCAGAACUCAUACGAAGCGCUCGCCCGUCAACGGUCCACCUCGCAGAUGUCCAGGGACUCAGAGCACUCAGUAUCGACCAAGGCCAGCUUCACCUUUUCACGAUCAUCGUCAACUUCUACUAGGGCGUCAUCAGCUUCAUACGUCUCUGCCAGCCAGGCCCAGAAGGCUCCCCCGAUGCCUGUUCCAGCAGUCCCCGCAGUCGCUCCAGUUCCCCCGCCAUCUUUCCAGCAGCGAGUUCUCAAGGAUUCACACCCAUUUGGUCACGAGCUUGCACAAGUCACUGAGCUUGCCGAAGAGUACAGCACCAGGCCGACGACCAAGGAGGAUGAGGAGGACCACCGAUUCAUGAAGUCCAGAGGUUUGAACAAGUUCUCUCCUGAAGAGUAUCUCAGCGACGUUCAGAGCCUCAUCCUCAGUUUCUUUCCUGAGGUGUCACAUGCCAAGCCUACGACGCCGCAGUGGAUUUGA
Fusarium tjaetaba is the source of this 903-nucleotide messenger RNA. RefSeq lists its product as uncharacterized. The record is from RefSeq and is a predicted model, not a curated record. Lineage: Eukaryota; Fungi; Ascomycota; Sordariomycetes; Hypocreales; Nectriaceae. The transcript has a single exon. The coding region runs from base 1 to 903 and encodes 300 amino acids.